UCAACUUUAUUAAGGAAGUCCUCCAAAUCAAGCCCUUUGCUGGUGACUUACAAACAUUAACCCAGUGAUCUUAUUAUGAUAGCCCUUGACUUGAGAAAGAGAUCCAAGAUCUUGAAAAAGCUGAACUGCAAAUCUCAACGAACGAAGAGGCCAUUUUAAAGAAACUAAAAUCAAUUGAGAGGACAACAGAAGACAUCAUAAGAUCUGUGAAGGUGGAAAAGGAAGAAACAUCAAGAGAGUCAAUUGAGGACAUCUAUGCUGAUAUUCCUGACCUUCCAAAAUCCUACAUACCUUCCAGGUUAAGGAAGGAAAAAAAUGAAGAAACAGAAGAUGAUGAACAAAAUAGAAAAGCUUUGUAUGCCAUGGAAAUUAAAGUUGAAAAAGACUUGAAGACGGGGGAAAGUACAGUUCUGUCUUCAAUACCUCUUCCAUCAGACAACUUUAAAGGUACAGGAAUAAAAGUUUAUGACGACGGGCAAAAGACAGUGUAUGCAGUAAGCAAUAACCACAGCGCAGCAUAUAAUGGCACCGAUGACCUAGCACCUGUUGAGGUAGAGGAACUCUUAAGACAAGCCUCAGAGAGAAACUCAAAAUCCCCAACAGAGUAUCACGAGCCUGUAUAUGCCAAUCCAUUCUGUAGGCCCACAACCCCACAGAGAGACAAAGUAAGCCCUGGACCAAACUUUCAAGAAAGGAUAAAGAUGAAAGCAAAUGGACUGGAUGGUGAUGCCAGCGACUCCAUACACAAUAUGAACAAUGGACUUUCGGAGGAAGGGGCCAACAACUUCAGUCAUGUCAGUCCCGUUCGGCCAGUACCUCAUCCCCGAUCCGUGAUUCAACAAGCGGAAGAGACGUCACACAUCCCACAAAAGAAGCCACUGUCUCCUUGGGAAGAAGCAGGUAUCUUGCAGGAUGGAGAGGCACCCUCUCCAAAGGUGACACUGAGUCCCAGAGAAGCCAUCACCGGGAAGUCUGAAGGCCAGGGUUCUCCUCCCACUUGCCAAGAGGAUGAGGAAGAUGUUAGGUAUAACAUCGUUCAUUCCCUGCCUCCUGACAUAAACGAUUCAGAACCCGUGACAAUGAUUUUCAUGGGAUACCAGCAGGCAGAAGACAGUGAAGAGGACAAGAAGCUUCUGAUGGGCUAUGAUGGGAUCAUCCAUGCUGAGCUGGUUGUGAUUGAUGAUGAGGAGGAGGAGGAUGAAGGAGAAGCUGGAAGACUGGCCUACCAUCCCAUAGCUCCCUGUAGUCAGGUUUACCAGCCGGCCAGACCCACACCACUGCCUAGAAAGAGAUCAGAAGUUCAUCCUCAUGAAAAUAUAAAUAAUAAAUCUCCCCACAAAAAUUCCAUAUCUCUGAAAGAGCAAGAAGAAAGUUUAGGCAGCCCCGUCCACCCUUCUCCACCUGAUGCUCAGACGGCUGGAGAUGGAACUGAGGAUCCAUCCCUAACAGCUUUAAGGAUGAGAAUGGCAAAGCUGGGGAAAAAAGUGAUCUGAAAGGUGACUGCCUAUGUAAACAUGCAUUGGUGAAGAAGCUAAGACCCGUUUGCAAAUGUCUCUUCUGGAUAUUUUUGUUUAUUUUUUCUGAAAUCCAAAAAAUUAUAAUUGUAGUAUACCCAUAUUAAGCCAUGUGAAAAAGUAGUAAUCAUUAUUUUUGAAAAAUUUCAAAAAAGCUGGGGAGAACAAAUGCUUAACUUUUCCAGUCACUUGACAUGAUUCAAUGGGGCAGGGGGAAACCAUUUUUUAUUGUAUUGAUACCAAAGCAUUUCUAAUAAGAGCUUGUUAAGUUUAAGAAUAAAGUUAUUUAAAAUAUUCUGACUAUAUCAUAUUAACUGGCAUUGUAAUUUUGGUAAAACAAAGAUUGAAAGUCAUUGCACUUUGUCACAGAAGUAUCCAAGUCUGACAAGCAAACAUGUCACCCUGAUGUAAUAAUGCCUUGUUACAACCACAUCCUCCUGCU
Molecule: messenger RNA, 1956 nt
Organism: Carlito syrichta (Philippine tarsier)
Lineage: Eukaryota; Metazoa; Chordata; Mammalia; Primates; Tarsiidae
Gene: PALMD
Product: palmdelphin
Exons: 6
Coding region: 363-1493 (376 amino acids)
Biological process (GO): regulation of cell shape
Cellular component (GO): membrane; cytoplasm
Source: RefSeq, a predicted model, not a curated record